Molecule: messenger RNA, 1341 nt
Organism: Metarhizium brunneum ARSEF 3297
Lineage: Eukaryota; Fungi; Ascomycota; Sordariomycetes; Hypocreales; Clavicipitaceae
Molecular function (GO): NADP binding; glutamate-5-semialdehyde dehydrogenase (NADP+) activity
Source: RefSeq, a predicted model, not a curated record
AUGUCUCUCACCAACGCAACGCCAGAGGCUGCCGCCAAGGAGGCAAAGACGGCGUCGUUUGCACUGGCUUCGCUGCCGGCCUCGGCGCGCAAUGCCGCCCUCGAUGCCAUCCACGCCGCCCUCUCCGCCGCCAGGGACGACAUCCUCGCCGCCAACGCCCGCGACCUAGAGCUCGCGAAAAAGGCCGCCGCCGACGGCUCCCUCAGCGAGGCUCUCGUCUCCAGACUCGACCUCGGCAAAAAGGGCAAGUGGGACGAUAUGUUGAAGGGCAUCUUGGAUGUGAGGGAUUUGGAAGACCCAGUUGGAAACAUUCAAUUGCGGACCAAGCUCGACGACGACUUCAUCCUCGAGAGGGUCUCCUGUCCCAUUGGCGUCAUCCUCAUCAUCUUUGAGGCGCGCCCCGAGGUCAUUGCCAAUAUCGCCAGUCUGGCUGUCAAGUCUGGAAACGCUGCCAUUCUCAAAGGCGGCAAGGAGUCCACCAAGUCCUUCGUCGCCAUCUCCAAGGUCAUUUCGUCGGCCCUCGCAAAGACAGACGUCCCCAACGGAGCCAUCCAGCUCGUCACCACCCGCGACGCAAUCGCCCAGCUCCUCGCCCAGGACCGCUACAUCGACCUCGUCAUCCCCCGCGGCUCCAACGAGCUCGUCCGCUACAUCAAGGAGUCGACCAAGAUCCCCGUGCUCGGCCACGCAGACGGCAUCUGCGCCAUCUACCUGACCGCCACCGCCGACCCGGAAAAAGCCAUCACCGCCGUCGUCGACGCCAAGACGAGCUAUCCCGCCGGGUGCAACAGCCUCGAGACCCUGCUCGUCCAGGACACCGCCCUCAGCACCUCGUUCCCCGCCGUGGCCGCCGCCCUCGCGGCCAAGGGCGUGUCGCUACGCUGCGACCCGGCCAGCAAGGCGGCCCUGGCGUCCCUCGCCGGCGUCGACGUCAGGGACGCUACCGCCGCCGACUUUGACACCGAGUUCCUGGGUCUAACCCUCGCCGUCAAGACGGUGGACGGCGUCGCCCAGGCCAUUGAGCACAUCAACACCCACGGCUCGCAUCAUACCGACUCCAUCCUCACGGCGGACGCUGCCGAGGCCGAGCGCUUCAUGAACCAGGUUGACUCGGCCGGCGUGUACUGGAACGCCUCGACGCGCGUGGCAGACGGCAUGCGCUACGGCUUCGGCACCGAGGUCGGCAUCAGCACCAACAAGAUCCACGCCCGUGGCCCCGUCGGCCUCGAGGGCCUGACCAUCUACAAGUACAAGAUUAGGGGGGACUACCAGGCCACCGCUGCCUAUGGCGACGGAGAGGGCAAGCGGCCGUGGAAACACGAGAAGCUGCCCAUUGCCUAG